CUGAGACCCCCGAUGACCACCGUGAACCGGAAAAAAUGUGGUGGCGGGCGGCAGAUCAGGGCCACUAUGUGCCCAAAAGUGACCCCAGUUUUUCAAAAAAAGCAAAAAGCAAAAGCUUACCAAGACUAUGGGUCAAGUCGCCGCUGCAUGCAAAAGCGGUGUGAUUGGGCGACUGGAAAGUGCGAUGAUGCAACAAGCACGAAGAAACAGCAAUAUAUGGUGGCGACUCGAGCCUUCGGGCGAGCUAGCAAGCAAGCAUCCCAUUAUUUGCAGCGGGCACGCAUACUUUGUCUUCUCGCUCGGCCGAAAAAUAGAGGAGAUACAGUUCGAGUGUUGCCGGAUAUCAAAUAAACCAAAGCAGGUUUUAGAAACCUCCCAAAGCUCUGUUCGGCGCGACAAGUGGGAGAUGCUUGUGUUGCUUGUGUUGCUGCUUCUCUGCCAUGGACUCGGCAACACCCAUGGCUCACAGGACGACCACGCCGGCGACGGCGACAUGCUCUCGCUGCUGGAUUUCAAGAGGGCCAUCAACAGCGACCCAAAUGGAGCCCUGGCCUCGUGGAACACAAGCAACCCCUUGUACAGGUGGGCGGGGAUCACAUGCGGCCGGGCGCACCGGGGGCGUGUGAUCACAUCACUGGAACUUGCAGGCCAGGGCCUCAAAGGUGAAAUCACCUCCUCUCUUGGAAAUCUCACGUCUUUGAGGACGCUGAACCUGUCCAUAAACAGCUUCUCCGGCCGCUUGCCUCCUCUGGGCCGUCUCGGCAAACUGGAGGUCCUUGAUCUGAGCUGGAACUCGUUGCGCGAUGCUAUUCCUGAUGGAAUUGUCAACUGCUCCAGACUUCGUAUACUUGACCUCUCUAUGAACUCCCUAGUCGGUGAACUCCACUCUAAAGUUGGCUUACUUUCUGAUGAUCUCUUAGUUUUAAACCUAUACGGGAAUAGACUCACAGGAACCAUCCCACCAUCCCUCGGCAAUAUGACUCACCUAGAACAACUCGAUCUAGGAAAUAAUAGUCUGUCAGGAAGUAUACCACGUACCUUGGGGAAUCUCCAACAGCUCACAGUGAUGGAUCUUAGUCACAACAAUCUCGAAGGUGAUAUACCAUCCAAUUUGGGAGACCUUGGUCUACUCCAGCACCUGGAUCUUAGCGACAACAAAAUUAAAGGUAUCAUACCUUAGGAAAUCAUUCUGUAUGUGCACAAUAUCGAGCUCCACCAUCCAGUAAUAGUCGUUUCAAGGUUCAGUACGUGUAGAUCACAAGUUUGCUCCAGCAAUCUCACUGCGCUACGGUAGACUAGAAGCGAACCUCACAUGAGAAAUACAUGUAAUUCACUGUGAGCUGAUUGCUCUGAUGUAAAGAUCCCAUAAUCUCAUUUUUGUGGUACACCUUCCUGGUAUAUGUUAAUGACACGAAAAGCGUUUCUUGUUUGCU
Messenger RNA from Panicum virgatum (switchgrass), 1433 nucleotides. RefSeq names its product receptor kinase-like protein Xa21. Lineage: Eukaryota; Viridiplantae; Streptophyta; Magnoliopsida; Poales; Poaceae. The record is from RefSeq and is a predicted model, not a curated record. The transcript has 3 exons. Bases 128 to 1180 code for a protein of 350 amino acids. Gene Ontology annotation, molecular function: protein binding.